This is a messenger RNA of Alternaria arborescens, 645 nucleotides long. RefSeq lists its product as hypothetical. NCBI's taxonomy places the organism in Eukaryota, Fungi, Ascomycota, Dothideomycetes, Pleosporales, Pleosporaceae. The transcript has a single exon. The record is from RefSeq and is a predicted model, not a curated record. The coding region runs from base 1 to 645 and encodes 214 amino acids.
AUGAGUCUAAUGGCACCUGCCGCUACUCCUGAGAAGGGGAAGCGAUCAGUGACUUCCGCAAUCGCUCCUCAGCGCGCUCCGAAGAUGGCGCGACAAGAUUCCCUUACAUCUACCGCUGAUGAGUCUCCAGAUUCUGCCAUCCACUAUGGCGUAUACAUGCACGAUCUUCUCAAAGAUUCAGGCAGCGCAGUGUCACGACUCAUUACUGUGUCUGAAGACUUCACCAGUGCCUACGAAGCCAUGCGUAAGCAUGCUGCUGGGGAAAUUAAGGCAAACGUACACUGGGGCGCGACAAGAGAGCUAAACACUAAUAACCUUUACGAGAUAUUGGACAGUAGAAACCGUAUUCUUCUGCGCUACGAGUUGGACGCAGUCUCCUCUGUUCGUCAAGACACCAACGGUGAUCGUAUCUGGCAGCGUGCCAGCGCAUCGCCUGCUCUGCCUGUACAUUAUGGUAUGUACAUCGACCUGCACUGCGAUACCAGGGAUGAAGCAGAGCAUUUCUUCAUUGGUGGCUUCAAGAGCCUUGGUGAAGCCAAUCAUGCGAUGAAGCAAUCAGCGGCCAUGUACCUCCAAGGCCAUGGCGAAACCAAGUUGUACGAUAAGAGCAUCGAGGUGAUGAAUGAGAAGGGACAACUCCAGUGA